Molecule: messenger RNA, 1470 nt
Organism: Tetrahymena thermophila SB210
Lineage: Eukaryota; Ciliophora; Oligohymenophorea; Hymenostomatida; Tetrahymenidae
Product: PX domain protein
Exons: 7
Source: RefSeq, a predicted model, not a curated record
AUGACAGAAAGUACAAAAGACAUUUAGUCAUUUUAAUCUAAGAAAAGAGAAGCCAUUACUUCAGAUUUUCUAAAAAUAGAACUUACUAGAAUUUUUUCGAAAGUUGAAAUAGAAAAGUCGAAAUACUAUGCAUAUAGGAUGAAUAAGUUUUUGGAGAUUCCUCUAGAUGCUGUUUACAAAGAUCCUUCGAUAAUAAAAUUAACUUAGAAUAAGAAUAUAAUAAAUGAAAGUUUAAACAAAGUUCCUUCUAUAAUAUUUCAAAGUGAAAGAAAAGUGAUAGCGCUAAAUUAUUCAUUUAACAAAAAUGAGCUAUUUAUUCCUCAAAAACAGUUGGUUGAUUAAGAGAAAUCAAUAAUUAGCUUAAAAGAUCAUCAUGUUAAAAUUAAAAAAAUUACAAAGACAGAAACUACAUUUAUCAUUUCACUUGAAAAUUAAGAAAGUGUAAUAUCAGUGAAGAAUAAAUUGAUAUCGCAGGGAAUUAAGGCUUUUGAUGAAAAAGAGAAGUUUUAUUUUGAUUUAAUAGAUAAUGUUGAUAGAUAGAAGUCUAUACCUACGAUUUUUGAUAAAUAAAUUCUAAAGCCAAAGAACAAUGAAAGUUUUGUUGGAUAUCACAGAGGAAUGCUGUAAGGAUAUUUAAAUCUAGCAAUCCCUCCUGUGAGUCCUUCAGAAUAGUAUUUAAAUCAUCUAUAGUUUCUUUCAAUAAUGAAUCCAAACUAUUUAAGAAUGAAUGUUGUAGAUAAUUAAACAUUCCCAACCCAAUCUAAUACAUAAUAAAGAAAAAAAAAUAAUAAAACAGAAACGCCUAAAAUAUCAGCAGCUACUCCUUCAUACAGAAGGAAAAGGCUUUUGAGCUAAUAAUAAUUUUAUUAAGAUUAAACUAAUGACUAAACUUAAAAUAAAAUUCUUUCCUAGUAUACAUCUAAAAAUGAAGAAGUUAUUUAUGAAAAAAAGAAAGCUAAUUCUAUUAGUUACUAGCUUCUAAAUGCUAAAUCUCCAAAGUAAGUUCAAUUCAAUGAGCAAAAUAUCCUUCAUAAGCAAAAAAGACAUUCAAGUAAAGUAACUUCAAAAUAGUAAUUUGAAAAAAAUGAACAAGAUUAAUCUGAUUAGUAAUCAAAUGAAAGUUUUGAUAUUUCUAAAAGAAAUAAUGGCAAAAACAGAAUUUUGAAAAAUUCUGAGCUAUUUAAAGAUAAUAUGUAAAAUGGGGAAUCAAUCACAGAUGAAAAGAGAGAAUCUGUGCUGAGUGAAGAUGCUAAUUCAAGCUCAACCUAGUAGAUAGAUAUAAGCGAAACUAGCUUUACACCUAAGAUUACGCUUCUAUAAAUGGAAAUUAAUUAAAAUCAGUAAGAGUCAGAGAGCGAAAAUGAAAACGAGGAAUUCGAUGAUAAAGAAAAAUUCCAUCCUCAAACAACAGACUCUUUCAUGCCAAAAAAUUAUUCAAAAUUAGAAUAAAUUGAUGAUUUAGAGAUUUGA